UUCCGGCUACACUUCUUCGCGCCAGGCACUGGGAUCAGUAUCUCAGAAGCGUAGAGAUACCGCGAGUGAUGUCAGGCCCCCUCCAGCUCCUCGUCGCCCUGGCCUUCGCGUGGGCCUUCGCUGCGGCGUUGGCCAUCCCCAUCCCCGAGGACGACGACCUCCGCUCAGCUGUGGCCGUGUCGAAGCUCGUGUUGGCCCAACAAGCGGUGUUCUUCAGGGAGCUGAUCAACGCCACGCGGGAACGGACGAAUGGUUGUCUACCAAACGUUCGGUCGGAAUUGAGUGUCAGCUGUCCGUCGCCAUUCGCCAGCGUCAUGGGGGAGUGUUUCUACCUCAGCAAGAUAGGUCUCUCGUGGGAGCAGGCCCGAACACACUGCCGGGGCAUGGGGGCCGAGCUAGCCGUGCCCCGACACCUCUACGGUCUCAAGUCCUAUGUCGUUGGCGAGAACGGCCCCACUGGAACCUGGGUCGGCGCCCGAGAAAGCGAAAGCGAGGAGCCCGAGGCCACGGACAUCGAAGCCAAGAACGAAGAGCCCCGCUGGCAGUGGGUGGACGACAGCGAGGUCGACCCCGAGUUUUUGUACUCCAAACUUCCCAACAGGAGACCAAACCACAAACUGUGCAUCGAACUCAGGAAGGACCGACACCCAACUCUCGAUUUCAAGAUCUGCAAUACUUCCCAAAGGUUUAUUUGCCAACUCCACUAGAGGGAUUGGUGGAGGAUGGACAGUGAGCUGAUAGUGAAAUUCUGUUACAAAUUACUGAUAGCAUAUAGAGAAUGCAAUUUUACUUGUGUAUGCUUGAUAUUGAAUGGAAACGCGCGUUUUACAUGGUGAAGCUGCAGGGUAUUUACUGUAUAAGCAUAUAAUUAAUUACUGUAUAAUCAUAUAUUUAUUUUCUGUAUAAUAUAUUUAUUUACUGUAUAAUCAUAUAU
Messenger RNA from Penaeus vannamei (Pacific white shrimp), 934 nucleotides. RefSeq names its product C-type lectin domain family 4 member G-like. Gene Ontology annotation, cellular component: plasma membrane. The record is from RefSeq and is a predicted model, not a curated record. Gene Ontology annotation, molecular function: transmembrane signaling receptor activity. NCBI's taxonomy places the organism in Eukaryota, Metazoa, Arthropoda, Malacostraca, Decapoda, Penaeidae.